Molecule: messenger RNA, 279 nt
Organism: Funneliformis mosseae
Lineage: Eukaryota; Fungi; Glomeromycota; Glomeromycetes; Glomerales; Glomeraceae
Source: the annotation of a GenBank genome assembly
AUGCCACGACGGAUAAAAUGGACACAAGAAGAAUUAGAUGCAUUAGAGAAAGGAAUGAACGAACAUGGGACUAAUUGGGAGACCAUAUUGUUAUUUUAUGGUCCACCUGGUGGCCCUUUAAAAAAUAGAAAUAGUAUACAAUUAAAAGAUAAAGCAAGGAAUGAAAAAAGGAGGAGAGAAAAAGAAGGUUUACAACUUGGUAUAUUUGAAAAGGCUACUGGUUCAAAGAAAAAGCAAAGUAAUAAUAAAGUUAUUGACAUUGGUUUUGGAAUUGAUUAG